This is a messenger RNA of Pseudonaja textilis, 1630 nucleotides long. The record is from RefSeq and is a predicted model, not a curated record. NCBI's taxonomy places the organism in Eukaryota, Metazoa, Chordata, Lepidosauria, Squamata, Elapidae.
UCUCUCCGCUGUCUUUGCAACCUCUCUCUCCUCCUCCCAUCCUCCCAGGCAUGGGCGCCCUGGCUUUUCCCCCGCGGGGUCCCCGCUGGGAUGCCCCGAGGAUGCUCCUCUGGGCAUCCUGGGCCGUCUCCUUCCUCCUCCUCCUCCUCCUCCUGCCCGGCUUGGCCGGGGCCAACGAGUACGACUACGUCAGCUUCCAGUCGGACAUCAGCUCCUACCAAAGCGGACGCUUCUACACCAAACCCCCGCAGUGCGUGGCCAUCCCGGCCGACCUGCGGCUCUGCCACAGCGUGGGCUACGACAAGAUGGUCUUGCCCAACCUCCUGGACCACGAGACCAUGGCCGAGGUCAAGCAGCAGGCCAGCAGCUGGGUGCCCUUGCUCAACAAGAACUGUCACUUCGGCACCCAGCUCUUCCUUUGUUCCCUCUUCGCCCCCAUCUGCUUGGACCGGCCCAUCUACCCCUGCCGCUGGCUCUGCGAGGCCGUGCGCGACUCCUGCGAGCCCGUCAUGCAGUUCUUCGGCUUCUACUGGCCCGAGAUGCUCAAGUGCGACCAGUUCCCCCAGGACGAGGUCUGCAUCGCCAUGACCGCCCCCAACGCCACGGAGGCCUCCAAGCCCCAAGGCACUGCUGUGUGUCCCCCUUGUGACAAUGAAAUGAAGUCAGAUGCCAUCCUGGAGCACUUAUGCGCCAGUGAGUUUGCCCUGAAGAUGAAAAUAAAGGAAGUGAAGAAGGAAAAUGGGGACAAGAAAAUCAUCCCCAGGAAGAAAAAAGCUUUGAAAUUGGGUACCAUCAAAAAGAAAGAACUGAAGAAACUCGUUUUGUACCUCAAGAACGGGGCAGACUGUCCUUGCCACCAGCUGGACAACCUCAGCCACCAGUUUCUCAUCAUGGGGAGGAAGGUGAAAACCCAGUACCUGCUGACGGCCAUCCAUAAGUGGGAUAAAAAGAACAAAGAAUUCAAAAAGUUCAUGAAGAAGAUGAAGACUCCAGAAUGUUCCACGUUCCAGUCUGUCUUCAAAUGAUCGGCUGGGGCUGGAGGAAAGGGGACAUGGGUUUUUUUUUUUCAUAUUUUUUCCAUUAAUAAAACUUUAAUUUUUUUUAUAUUUUAUAUAUAUAUAUAUAUAUAAAACAAAUGUAUAUAGCAGGCCCUGAACUUGCACAGUACCGAGUGGGUGGGUGAUUCACGUAACAUUUUGGCUUCUUCGACUUCUGUGGAUACUGAUUCUUCUGCCUUUUAGAGUUUUCUCGUGUUCUCCUUGCCUGUUCCUCUCUCCCCCCACCCUACCAUCCCCAGUUCAAGGGCACCCGCUAGAGGAGGAAGAGGGCGGGCAAAGAAGUCAAGAUGGCGUCCGUGAUCAUGUGAUCAGAAUCCCACCUCUCUUUUUUUUUGACGUACAUUGCGUGACACGUUAAAAAAAAUGGUGUAGGGCUUCGAUCAUGUGGUUGCAACUGCUAUUUUGGAUUUUCCUGCACUCCUCCCACGUGUCUCUGUCCCCGUUCAUAUCCUCAUUAGAGAAUGUUCAAAAUAUGCAAAUAUAUUUAUAUACUUUUUUGGGGGGGUUGUGCCCAGAUCUCUACAGCCAACCAGAAAAUCCAGCUACCUGCAACACAUCUCUUGUAGCUUUCU